UUAAAAGAGUUAUCGAGCUCGAAAUGGAUUCCGUCGAAUUGAACCAAUACAACCAUUCUUCGCAUGCCCUAGAUAAUCCUCCUCCUUCCUCUGAAGCCCUAGAUUCCUCCACUGCUUCGGAUCAACUAAAUCCUCAGAUUCCGACUUCAGAAUUCACGCGCGAUUUGGUAUCGGAGAAAGGCGUGAGCAAGACGAUGAGCGGAACUGAAAAGGAUCAAUCCGGCGGAGAAGAGGAGAACACAAGCCGGAGUAGGAAGCGUCGAAGCCGGUGGGACUCUUCUCCACCGAAGCGUAAAUCGAGAUGGGCAGACGAUGAGCCGAAGCCGAUAAUCCAGCUUCCCGAUUUCAUGGAGUUUGAUCCCGAGGUUCAGGUUUUGAAUGCUAGGUUACUUGAGAUUAGUAGGAUUUUGCAGUCUGGUUUGCCUUUAGAUGAUAGACAAGAAGGACAGAGAUCUCCUUCACCAGAGCCAAUCUACGAUAACAAUGGAAUUAGGGUAAACACUAGAGAGUAUAGAGCAAAGGAGAGGUUGAACAGAGAAAGACAAGAGAUUAUCUCUCAGAUUAUCAGCAAGAAUCCUGCGUUUAAACCCCCUGCAGAUUAUAGACCUCCCAAGCUCCAGAAGAAGCUUUUUAUCCCGAAGAACGAGUUUCCAGGUUACAGCUUUAUCGGUCUUAUAAUUGGCCCCAGAGGAAAUACUCAGAAGAGAAUGCAGAGGGAGACAGGUGCUAAGAUUGUGAUUCGUGGUAAAGGCUCUGUUAAAGAAGGUAGACACCAGCAGAAGAAAUUCGACCCUUCGGAGAACGAAGACUUGCAUGUUUUAGUCGAGGCUGAUACUCAGGAAUCUCUUGACGCUGCUGCUGGUAUGAUAGAGAAGCUCCUGCAACCUGUUGAUGAGGUGCUGAACGAGCACAAGAGGCAACAGCUCAGGGAGCUUGCCACGUUGAAUGGAACAGUAAGGGAUGAGGAGUUUUGUAGAUUGUGUGGUGAGCAAGGGCAUAGACAAUACGCGUGUCCUUCGAGUGCAACUACCUUCAAGAGCGAUGUUCUUUGCAAGAUUUGUGGUGAUGGUGGACACCCUACUAUUGAUUGCCCUGUGAAGGGUAAUACUGGGAAGAACAUGGAUGAUGAAUAUAAGAACUUCUUGGCUGAGUUAGGAGGAACUGUACCUGAAUCUUCUCUCAAACAGAGUGGUACGACAUUGGCUAUUGGUCCGGGAAGUAAUCCUCCAUGGGGUAACAGUGCUGGCUUAGGGUCAAAUCCGAUCAAACCCUCCAAAGAAUAUGAUGAAACGAAUCUGUACAUUGGGUUUUUACCUCCGAUGCUUGACGAUGAUGGUUUGAUUAAUCUUUUUUCAUCUUUUGGUGAGAUUGUGAUGGCAAAGGUGAUCAAGGACCGUGAGUCUGGUCUGAACAGAGGCUAUGGUUUUGUAAAAUACGCUGAUGUCCAGAUGGCUAAUGCUGCUAUACAGGCAAUGAAUGGGUAUCGGCUAGAAGGUAAAACACUUGCUGUGAGGAUUGCUGGUAAACCGCCACCGCCUACUUCACCUCAAUCACGCACUCAAGCUUACCCUCCUUCAAAUCAUCUGCCUGGUGCCUAUCCUUCACAGCAGUAUCCCAGUGGCGUGCGACUGCCAAAUCCUCCUCCUCCUCCUGUUCCUUCCUAUUACCCAUACGCUCCUCCACCUGGUUGUUACCAUCCUGUCGCUGGUCAACAUAUGUCUCCGUAUGGUAUGCACUACCCACCACCUCCUCCUCCUCAUAUGGCACAAGCUCCUCCACCGGGCACUGCUUCUCAAAAUCCACCUUCUAGUGAAAGCCAGCAAAGUUUUCCACCAGGGGUGCAGCCAGACAAAGGUGCUCCUGCUUCAUCUGUGCCACCGAAUGUCUAUGUUAGCUCAGUUACAGGUUUGCCUGGGCAGCCUCCAUAUAUGAGUUAUCCUUAUUACAAUGCUGUUCGACCUCCUGUACCUGCCUCGUCUACUGAUCUGGGUAACAUGACAUGGGCCAACAAUCCUCCUGUUCCAACAGUUGAUCAGUCACAAGGUCUUGGGAAUGCACCCUGGGCAUCGAAUCCUUCUAUGCCGACCACUGAUGACUAUUCACAGAGAAUGGGGAGCGUACCCUGGGCUCCCAAGCCGCCAGGACAGCCAUCUGCAGAGAAUGCGUCAGCUCCUGGAGAUUCUGAGUAUGACAAGUUCAUGGCUGAGGUGAUGUAACAUGUGUAUUCUGAGGAGAAACUCCUUAGCGGAGAGGUGUGAUGUUUCGUGGAGCUUUGUACCGUGAUUUCUUACAUCUUCCUUGUUGGAGGUUUUGGGACUCUCAUCUUCACUAACCCUUGCUAUGCUGUUGUGAAAUAUGCAGAGAUUCAGGCUAGAAGCUCCACAGUUUCAGACAAUUGCGUUUCAGAAAGGGCAUACAUAUUUCUUUAUAUUACUGAUAAUAAUUGCUGUUCUUUUGUAGGACUAUAUUUGUCUCGGGUUUCUUAUUUUAUUUCAUAAUACUAUUACUUGCCUGUUACCAGUGUGUUAAUUCUGUCUUCAGCUCUCAUUUACUCACGAUUUAUUCUCUACUUUUUCAAUUUGAGACGCUAAAUUUUUGUUGGUAUUGUAAUCCGAAUCAUAUUUAUGAUCCUUUGUGAUACGAGAUAUGAUCUUCUUGCU
Messenger RNA from Eutrema salsugineum, 2660 nucleotides. Its product is annotated as splicing factor-like protein 1. Lineage: Eukaryota; Viridiplantae; Streptophyta; Magnoliopsida; Brassicales; Brassicaceae. The record is from RefSeq and is a predicted model, not a curated record. Gene Ontology annotation, molecular function: zinc ion binding; mRNA binding. Gene Ontology annotation, cellular component: nucleus. The transcript is spliced from 2 exons. The coding region runs from base 24 to 2216 and encodes 730 amino acids. Gene Ontology annotation, biological process: regulation of mRNA splicing, via spliceosome.